UUGAUUGCGAGAGACAAACCUAUGAGUACAUAGUGCUUUUAAUCCACAGUACUUUUGUCAGCAUCACUUCCUUUGAUGAACAGCUCAGUGUCAAAGGACGAAUUUAGUAGUACUAGGAGAAUAUCACUGUCGGCUGUGGGGCGACGAUGCUUGCUUAAGUACAGUGGCAGCGCCAGACUCUUCUGCUCGCGCACUUUACCACCAUGCCGUGGCAUCGGCAGGACGCGAGCGCGCUGGCCAUGGAGCUCCUGCCGGACAGCAUCCCCGCGGUGUCCGUGGCCGCCGCGGCCGCCGCGCUGUACGCGCGCGCGGCGUCGUCCCUCCUCCGGCCCGGGCUCCCGCGCCUCGCCGCGCUGCUCCCGGUGCUCGCGCUCCUCGCCGCCGCGCCGCUGGCCUUUGCCUCCUCCGCCAUCGUCCGGGGCGUCGCCGCCUUCUUCCUCGCCUGGCUCGGCGCCUUCAAGGUCGCGCUCCUCGCCGCCGGCCGCGGCCCGCUCGACACCGCCCUCCCCGUGCUCCCGUUCCUCUUCACCGCCCUGCUCCCCGUCAAGCUCCGCCGCGGCGGCGAUGGAGGUUCCGGAGCCAAGUCAGUUUCGCUCGUCUCCUGCGCGGUCAAGGUCGCCAUCAUGGCCGCCCUCGUGGGCCUCUACCGGCUCAACGCCCGGCUGCACCUCUACGCGCGCCUGGCGCUGUACAGCGUCCACACCUACUGCUUCCUCGACCUGCUCCUCCCCUGCGUCGCCGCCGCCGCGGCCGCGCUGGGCAUGGAGACGGAGCCGCAGUUCGACCGGCCGUACCUGGCCUCCUCGCUGCGGGACUUCUGGGGCCGGCGGUGGAACCUCAUGGUGCCGGCCAUCCUCCGGCCGUCGGUGUACGACCCCGUGCGCGCCCGCGCGGGGGGCGCCGCGGGCGUGCUGGCCUCGUUUGCGGUGUCCGGGGCGAUGCACGAGGCCAUGGUGUGCUACCUCAGCCUGCGGUGGCCUCCCGGCGGCGGGAUGGCCGCCUUCUUCGCCCUCCACGGCGCCUGCUGCGUCGCCGAGGGGUGGUGCGCGCGGCGGUGGGCGGCGAGGAGGCCGCCGCGCGCCGUGGCGACGGUGGGUGUGGGGCUGUUCGUGGCGGGCACGUCGUUCUGGCUCUUCUUCCCGGCGCUGCUCAAGGACGGCGUCGAGGAGAGGUUCCUGGAGGAGUGGGCUGCCGUGGCGGCCUUCUUCCUCGACGCCGGCGGGAAGAUUCCGUACGUCGCUGUACGGUGAACGGAGUAGCUAGCCAUAGUAAUUGCUUCCAUGAAAGCAGUCAAAUCAUCACCAAGUGAACUUCUCUGAUGGUUCAGUGAAAACGAAACGAAAAGCGCCGUUGACAGUUAAGAGAUAGCAGUUAGAAGUUGGAUGAAACAGUUUGAAUUUUUUCGAUUUGUUAAAAAGGCGCCCGAAUAUCAGUCAAAUAGUAGUCCAUCACGGCUAAGAAACUGAUAACAGAAAUAGGGAAUGCAAAUGCUCAAGUCAAUCUUUGUCUUCUAUUUCUUUUCACGAGUACACAAAGUCUGCGUAUCACUCCGUUGAUUUUUUUCUUCGAAAAAGGGCGCUUUAUAUUACUUAAAAGAUUUAAGCAUUAGUAUCACUCCAUUGAUAGAAGAAGAAAGAACUACAUGAUACAACACAUGUCAUGAACGUAAGAAGAACUGGACAUGAUGCCCAGAGCAAAAAGAUGUGGGAUGCUCGGCCCAAAGCAAAGCAAAACAACACGGCAAAACUCGCCUAGCCCUAAGAGACGACCCAAACGAUGUCUUUGGUUUUUGCAUAAAUAUCUCGACAGGUUUGCAUUC
Molecule: messenger RNA, 1819 nt
Organism: Triticum dicoccoides
Lineage: Eukaryota; Viridiplantae; Streptophyta; Magnoliopsida; Poales; Poaceae
Product: probable long-chain-alcohol O-fatty-acyltransferase 5
Exons: 1
Coding region: 204-1250 (348 amino acids)
Biological process (GO): lipid metabolic process
Source: RefSeq, a predicted model, not a curated record